AUGAAAGAUGAUGCAAGUGAUCAAUCCAUAUCCUUUGCUACGGGUGGCUUUGACCAUAUUAUACGUAUGUGGCAGCCAAGUACUGGAAGAUAUAUUCAGGGAUUCGACCAUAAUGAUUCUCAAGUGAAUUCAUUGGCGUUCACGUAUGAUGGUCAUUAUUUGGCAGCGGCCGGGUUUAAAAAAAUUCGAAUUUACGAUGUAUUCGGUGGUGCGACUCCCUUAACUGUUCUCACGGAAUUUUCAAAAAAUGUAAAUGCUAUUGGUCACGAUGCGAGGGGAAGAUGGACCUACGCGGGAGGCGAAGACAAAGUUGCGAAAAUAUUCGAUUGGCGAAGUUCUAACCAUAGUGCGCAGUCUGCCUCCGGAACAUGUUACAGUUCAUCAAGCAUAAACUCAAUGGUUCUCCAUCCAAACCAAAUCGAAAUACUCUUCAGCAAUGACAAGGGAGAAAUCUAUGCUUGGGAUUUGCGAAAUGGGCAAGUCAGUGUCAUAUGUCCCGACCUGCGUGCUGGACCAAUCCAUUCAAUUUCGAUCAGCGCUGAGGGCACAUCCUUGGCUGCGGUAAACGCUUCUGGCUCUGUCAUUGUUUGGUCACUUGCUGGCAACAUGGUUUUUAAACCCAGUGAAAAGCACAACUCGAAAAUACACAGCUCUUAUGCACUAAAGUGUGAGUUUUCGCCAGACAGUACUCUCCUUGCUACCUGUGGCGCCGACGGGAAAGUGAACUUAGUGCGGACGGCCGAUUGCAGUGUGACCAGUGUUUUGCGACCCAGCGAGGAUCGCUACUGGGCGUGGGAUUGCGCCUUCUCUGCAGAUUCGCGCUAUCUUAUUUCUGCACAUUCUGAUGGUAUUGCACGGCUCUGGAACCUCGAGGAUUCCCAACAACGAGGGCAAUUCCUAGGUGGCACUACCACGGAACCUCGACUGGAGUAUAAAGGGCAUCAACGAGCCAUCACCUGCAUCGCCUUUCGUGAUCAAUCUCUUGCUGGCUCUACUGUCUAG
Molecule: messenger RNA, 1002 nt
Organism: Hydatigera taeniaeformis
Lineage: Eukaryota; Metazoa; Platyhelminthes; Cestoda; Cyclophyllidea; Taeniidae
Source: the annotation of a GenBank genome assembly